Messenger RNA from Echinostoma caproni, 585 nucleotides. NCBI's taxonomy places the organism in Eukaryota, Metazoa, Platyhelminthes, Trematoda, Plagiorchiida, Echinostomatidae. The record is from the annotation of a GenBank genome assembly.
AUGAGUGAACCGGACGUGGAAAUCGCGUUUCGUGAGGGUUUAACGUGUGUGUCCCAACUAUCAUCCGUCAACCCAGGCCCUAGUUCAUGCUCAAAAGUCCUCAUUCAGGUGAUCAUCCCAGAUCAUCAUUGGAAGUUUGUGUACAAAGUGCCCACAAACACUCUGGUACGGGAGCUGUUGCGACGUGUGUUUGCCAGUUGCCAUUUGGAUGCUUUUGAAUAUGCCAACUACGGUCUGUACAUACCGCCAACGGAUACGCAGAAAGGCAAAUUUCUCCAAGAGGAACGUCUACUCACAGAAUACCCACAACUGCUCACCUCGCCAGCUGAUGAUCUGGACGACUUGCAUUCACCGCCGUUCAUUGACGAGGAGGAUGAGGAACAAUUGGAUCGUCUGGAGAAAGCUGCUUCGUUGAGGGUAAGCCACGGCUGUCGUCAGUUUUGGUUGUCUGACAUGUAUUGUGGUUGUGUUAGCAGACCUAUUCGUAUUUUCUUUUCUUGUUCCCCACUCUGGUUGACGCAUGGUGCAUGCACAAGAGAUCAGGGCUUUAGCUUAAAACUGAAGAACAUUUCGCGUUUGGAGUGA